CGAACUUACAUACUUAAACCACCUCAAUUUACAGAAGGCUAUCCAACCAAUUUAAUCAAAAAUAAAUUUACGCAAUUCACAAUAUAUUUCUCCAACGUUAGAAGUCUAAAUUGUGCAGAAUGUCACAGUUGUGGCAGCAUCCAUUUGUAAAUGUCUUCAAACAUUUCAAUGUGGCAUCAUGGAAGAAGUCAACCAAAGAGGGGGAAGUUGUCAGCACCAUGGACCGAACGCUGAAGUGCACUGUGUACCGCAUCACUGGAUCCAUCCCUGCAGGAAACUACAUUCAACUUCCCAAAACAUCGUCACAGUCUCUUGGUCUCACUGGACGAUACCUCUACAUCUUUUUCAAACCGGUUCCAACCAAAUACUUUGUUGUCCAUGUUGAUGUCACAACUCUAGAUGGAUUGGUUGUGCGUAUUUCCUUCUCAAAUCUUUUUAAGGAGUUCAAGUCUACCUCGACUUGGUUACAGUUUCCUUAUGUUUGCCAUUCUUCAAAGGGAUCCAUCCAUGGCUGCGCCAGCAGUGGAGCCAGAGACAACAGUGGGCCUACACCUAUGUCAUCCAGAUGGACAAUGCUGUGCCUUGACUUCUCUUACAUACUGUCGAUGUACUUGAAUAGAAAGUAUUCCUACAUGAAGAGUAUCAGGCUCUGUGCAAACAUGUUUGUCAAGAAUAUCAUUACAAGUGACGUAGAGUAUGAACCAGGCAUGACCCUUGACGAAGUGAAAAAGAGUGGCAUGAAUCUACGUGGGGUGAUGCCAUUACCCAGAGAGGUGUCCUUCCCACUUGGCAAGGGCGAAUAUUGGCAUGAUUACUAUGAUCUCAUCAGGUUUCCAUCAGAUGGGAACAAGAAGCCAUUUGACUCAAUACAGCACAGCAAACAUGAACCACCACAGACAAAAAGCGGUGCCCCAGGUAUUAUCUGUCCAAGAGAACCAUCUCCCAAACGUAUAUCACCGAAAACAGUUGACGUCAGCAAAGCUGUAUCUGACCGAGUUUCUCUCAUCAACAAAAUUACAUCACCGAAGAAGACUCCACGUCGGAAAGAUCGACAAGUUGUUUCAGAAUUACCCUCAAUAGGCCUAGAUGAUGGCAACAUCAGUGUUAUGAAGGAUGAUCGAGGAGAGGUUCAUGUGUUUGCUCGACCCGAGGAACAGGUGGUGAUUUCCCGAAGAGAAAGAAGUGACAAAACAAGGAGUAUUUCAGCCAAGCAUGACCCUCCCAUGAUUCUACCAAAGAAAAAGCCAUCCUAUCAGAGUUUGUUGCCCGAUCCCAUUCUGCAGCUGCAAAGAAUUGUUGGAUUUGGAGGAGCAACAUUCAGGGAGGCACUUUGGACCAAGAAUGGUAAAGCCGUUCUUUACCCGUGUCAUGCUGUGAUCGUCAGCAUGGAUACUAAAACUGGUUACCAGAGAUUCUUCAUCGGACACACAGAUAAGAUUUCAUGUUUGACCUUCAACGGAAGCAUGUCCCUUUUGGCAUCAGGCCAGACUGGCACGCAGAGCGUGGUGAGGAUUUGGGACUUCAAGAGUCGGGAGUGCCUAGCUAUGUUCAAAACACAUGUGCAUUCUGUUCAUUGUCUAAGUUUCUCCAACAGUGGCACUGUCCUGUGUGGUGUUGGGAAAGAUGGCCAUGGGAAGAAUAUGGUUGUGAUAUGGAAUACAUCCAAAGCGGAAAGACGAGGUGAAGUGAAUGUCAUGGCCAAGGCUCAUACAGAUGUCGACAUCGUGCGCAUGAAGAUUGCUGACUUUGAUGACACAAGGAUGGUGUCAUGUGGCCGUGAUAAUGUGCGAGUCUGGCGCGUGAGGGAUGGAGCCCUGAGGUCAGCGCCAGUGAAUCUUGGCGAGUAUCACACAAUGGAGUUCACCGACGUCUGCUUCGAGGCUGGAUAUGAGGCAACCAAAGAACCUUCAGAUCGUCUGCUGUAUGCCUGCAGUAGAAGUGGGCACAUUUUCGAAAUCAACUACAAGAAAAUGGCAAUCCAGCACGUCAGACGUUUACUGCCAGCCGUCAAGAAGAAGAACAGGGAAAAGAUCACAUUUAAUUCUGGUGCAGGAAUAGCACUUAACACCAUGUCGAUCAGUGAAUCUUUCUGUGUGACCGGCUCCGACGAUGGAUACCUCAGACUCUGGCCGCUAGACUUUGCUCAGGUGUAUCUAGAAGCAGAGCAUGAGGGCCCAGUUACAGCAGUGUCGAUAUCGACGGACGGUUUAAAAAUCCUUGCAGGAACUGUCACAGGCAACUUGGGCAUCCUAGAUGUGGCGACAAGGAACUACACAACCAUCAUGAGAUCUCACACUGACCAUAUUCACUCAGCGGCGGUUGACCCCCUCAGGAGACACAUUGCCACUGUGUCUAAAGAUCAUACCAUCCGUGUUUGGGACAUCGAUAACCAACAACAGUUAUUUGAUUUCACAGCUCCACAGGAGUGUCCAUGUGCCAUAUGCUACCACCCAACCCAGCAGGUGUUUGCCUGUGGCUUUGAGAGUGGCUCAGUAAGGAUUUUCAACGUUGGAACAACCAGCAUGUUAGCUGAAUACCAGCAACAUCGAGGUCGUGUCACUGGCCUUGCCUAUUCACCAAACGGCGAGUUCCUAUACAGCUCUGGUUCUCUUGGAAUCCUAGCUCUCUACGAUGCCUCAACUGAUAAAUAUGCGCUGUUAAGAGUCCUUGGUAACACUGUGGCACAUGGGGAUCAGUUCGCCCCAGAUGCCUUGACUGUCAGUCCAGAUGGAAACAGCGUAGCAUUUGUUGGUCCUUCUGAGUUCACAAUCAGUGUAGUAAAUGCCAGGUCAUUAGAUGAGAUUCUUCGUGUUGACAUCAGUACCAUCAACCCAUCAGAUGGAGGUGGUGUGGAUACAGCAAGACGUGUUUGCUUCGCCCCAGCCAAUAUGAGGCAUCUCCUUGUCACCACAUCCAACAAUAAACUGCUCAAACUGGAUGCAAGGUCUGGCAGACUUCUUGCUGAGAUCAACAACGUCCAGAGAGUGGACUGUACUGCCCUGGCUGUCACAAGUGAUGGUAAACACCUAGCCACUGCUGGUGACCGUGUGAUCAAGAUAUGGGAUUAUCACAUGAGACUAGACCUAAAUUUCCAGGUGUUCAUUGGACAUUCUGGACCGAUCAGCAGUCUGAUUUUCACUCCUGACUCCCUGAGUCUGAUCACGAUUGGUGAAGCUAUCUUCAUGUGGGAUUUCCUGGCAAACUUGCACGAAAAACGUUUAGUACCUGAGGGAAGAGUGACCAUCAAGAACGACUUUGAAGAAACAGGUGGCGGGAUGAAUACAAGUCCUUAUCGAAGUAUUCUGUCCAAUGUGCCAAGAGAGAGGGCACCAUUACCCCAGGAACCAGACACACUACCAGAUAUUGAUGAACUCAGCACUAUCAAUCAAGUGACUAACGGAGAUAUCGAGACUGCAUCUGAAGCAUCGGAGGAACCAGAUCUUAUCAUUAGUAAAGUCUCUAGCUCCAGGAGUGUCAAUGAUGACACAGGUGAAGAUACUGUUGUCACGUACAAAGAUGACAGCACCCCUGUAACCAGUCCAAGAGCUCACUCGGCCACUCCUACCAAGCUCCGAGCCCCAUCACUCAAGAUGCAGAGGGGAGAUGACCAGGUGGAACAUGCACAGCCUCAGGGGAUGAAGCACUUCAUCAGGAGACAGAAAAUGGCUGAUAUGGCUCAGCGUCGAUACACAGCGCCACCAAACCAAGCCGGCCUGAAGUUGAAGUCUGUUAUUGGUUACAAUGGAAAUGGACGUGGCAAUAUGGUAUGGCAGCCAGACACUGGGUUCUUUGCUUAUUCUAGUGGCUGUAUUGUGGUUGUGGAGGACCUGAAUAAGGGCACGCAGAGGCAUCUUUUAGGUCAUGUGGAAGAGGUGUCAUGCAUGGCCGUACAACAUGAUUGUCAGCUGCUAGCCUCAGCAAGUGGUGCCCAGGGUUUGACCAACAGUCAGAUUUGUGUCUGGGACCUUGAGAAUAUGGUGUGUAAGAAAGUGCUCUCCCAUCAUGAGUAUGAUGUUGUCUGCCUCGACUAUGCAAGAGAUGAUCGAUUCCUUGUUUCAGCAGGCGACUACCGUGAAUGCUCGGUGGUUGUAUGGAGUACCUACACCUAUACCAUCCUGACUGCAACCAAGGCUACAUUACCCAUCCACAGCAUUAAAUGGGAUCCAUACACUAUGAAUGAAUUUGCUUCCGUUGGUGAGAAUGGGGCUGUUCUCUUUUGGCUGCUGGACGAAGGUGCUGGUCCUGACAGUGCAACCCUCAAUGUUCAUGAGGCAGACGUGCCUGAGGAAAUUCUCAAGACUAGAACGUUUGGAGUUUUAGCUACCUUCACGUGUCUUGAGUAUGCUGGUGAUAACAUUCUGUAUAUUGGUAGCAGUGAGGGUAAAGUCAGUGCCUGGGACACCAGACAGAACACAUGCUUUAUGCACUGGGAGGCUGACAAGGAGGAAUUAGAAUACAUCUCAUGCCAUAGCGGACGUAUGAUCACAGCCAGUGCAGCCAACAACCUACGCAUCUGGACAGUGACGGGGAUCUGUGAGAUGAAGCUGCCUGGAGGUAGUGGCAGCCAGGCGGUCAGGAAAGGAGGCUUGACCAUGGAAGAUGAAAUGAACCUGGAUGGUGCUAUAACCUCUAUGGCAUUUGAUGAAACACUGGACUUGGGUAUAGUUGGUACGACUGCUGGUACUCUGUGGUACAUCAACUGGGCUGAGCGGACCAGUAUCAGGCUCAUCUCGGGGCAUAAACACAAGGUGAAUGGUAUUGCCAUGUCAGAGGAGAACUACUUUGCUACCUGUGCCGAUGAUGGCAGUCUGCGACUCUGGUUUCUUGAAGGGCGAGAGCAGACAAUACAAUUCCAAGUGCAAGACCAGGCAUGCAACUGCUUGGCAUUUGCGCCACCACGAGAUGACACCACUAUUCUCUCACAACACAUCAGUGAAACACUAGCUACCGUCCACAAGACCAGCACGCAGCUGACGUUACCGAGUAUUGUGGCUGGUUACAGCGAUGGAACGGUGCGAGUGUUUGAUGUGAACCGGGUGGAGAUGAUGUUGAAAAUGCAUCCCCACGCUGUGGCGGUGACAGCAAUCAGCUUCUCAACUGAUGGUCGGAUGAUCUUAUCAGGGGCCAGUGACGGACUGAUAGCAGUGAGCAGUACCACGACUGGAAUGACUGUUCGAGUUAUCAAUGACCACAAGGGAGCUCCCAUCACCAACAUUGACACAGUUUACAUGGGGAAUGAAGAAUUCUCCAUCCCCGGUGCCCAGCUGUGGUUGGCUACGAGUGUGGAUCGUCGUGUCAGUGUCUGGUCAGUCGAUUGGUCGAAGGAUUCUUGUGAGCUCAUCGAUUGGCUGACGUUCUCUGCACCAGCUUUUGCUCCUGAUGGCUCAGUUGUAGACAAAUCUGCCUUGAGCUACUACCAGAGCCUACCUCCCAGCAUAGCCAAGUUCUCCCACGAAGAUUCUGACAUCAUUGUCUAUAUUGGUUAUGGCAUGCAGCGCCAGGUGCAGUUCUACAGCAUGGGUCAGCGCAAGGUGGUGAGGACGGCUCCUCUCACUCACUGGUCCACUGCUAUGGAUCUCAGUCCACGGUCGGGACUGGUCGCCCUGGGAACAAAAGAACGUCUGCUGAAGUUGAUGGAUUACUAUGAAGGAAGUUUCCAGGAUUUCAUUGGUCAUAGUGAUGGGCUCGAUUUAGUCAAGUUUUCACCUGAUGGAAGAUACCUCUUUACAGGAUCGCAUGCUGAGAUCUUGCUGUGGGAGGUCGUCAUCUAAUUGCUGGACCAUGUUCGUUGAAUGUAGACCAUUCCUAUGGCUACCCUCUCAUUUCUCAAAUAGUACUCAUCUCCAUGACACAUCCAACCUGUGAUCAUGUCUUCAUGAGGAUAUAUUUGAAUGAGAUUACAAAAAAAGAGAAUAUUAAGAUUUAGGUGAUGACUUACAUUAUGUGAGAAAGGUUGACAAAAUAUGACUAGUCUCUUUCAUUACCCCACAUGUGUGUUCAUUUGUACAAGUAGUGUGAUGGAUUCAUUUUCUUCCAUGACAUUUGGCAUUUGUGGCUUUUACAUGUACGUCUGUACAUGUACAUGUAUAGCUUAUGUAACAUGUACAGUCACUGAGUGCCUUCCUUUUGGAGUUUAUUCGAAUAGCUGAUUCCUUUCCCUGUUUACCAGUUGCUUAGUACUUAAAUUGCAUUUAGAUCAGUUGUUAUUAUACGCUGCAGAGCAGCUUUUGAUCAUGUCAUAUAUCUGUACAGAGUAGAAUUUUGCAAGCAGGACUUGUUCAUUGUAUUAUAGAGGUUAUUGUUCAUUCCGUCUUGAAAGUACCAAAUUUUAGAACUGUUUAUAUAAAGUUACAUGUGUUAUGAAUAAUGUACAUUUAGUAGUGCAGCUUUUAUAAAAUGCUACAGCUUUGCUUAGUGUGGAAAACUCCCAUUUAAAAACAUAAGUGUACCCCUGCUUAUGAUAAAGCGAUCCAUUUUUCCAAGAUAAACCAUACAAAUACACAUACGUAGAAAUAAACCUUCAUUACACAUUCCAUGAAAACAAAGAUGAUUGUACAUUUAUCCCUUAUAUUUCUUCUUCACUACCAUCUUGGAGCUUCAAGGCUUAAAAUUCAAGCUAUUCUGAUGUGCUCAGAGUAAA
Lineus longissimus is the source of this 6640-nucleotide messenger RNA. RefSeq names its product WD repeat-containing protein 90-like. The transcript is spliced from 36 exons. Gene Ontology annotation, cellular component: centriole. Gene Ontology annotation, molecular function: protein binding. NCBI's taxonomy places the organism in Eukaryota, Metazoa, Nemertea, Pilidiophora, Heteronemertea, Lineidae. Bases 120 to 5771 code for a protein of 1883 amino acids. The record is from RefSeq and is a predicted model, not a curated record.